AUGUGCGGAAGCGGAGUAUAUCGGUAUUUGUUGUGGGCAUCCUAUGAUGGUGCUCGUUUUUUGUCCAUUACUAAUGGAAGCAGCAAUUAUAAUGUGCUUAGUUUUCUGAAAGCACUUGUUCGGGAAACUUUUCCAGAUAUUGCAAACCAGUUAAAAAUGUCGCCAUCAAGCAGAACUGAUGCGGGAGUACAUGCAAUACGGAAUGCUUUUAUCAUGCAAAUUCCCAUCGGAAAUGCGGAUGAAGGCAAAAGUAAUCUACUCGAUGACUGGAAUCACAAAGCUAAUGAAAGCAUUGGUGCAUCAUUACGUAUUUUGGAUUUUCAUACCGUCUCAAAAGGUUUCUGUUCCAGGAAAAAUGUUUCAUACAGGAAAUAUAAAUAUCGAUUAGCCAUAGCAAAAAGCGAAGAACAAUGGUUGAAAAAUAUAGAACAACCGUUGUUGUGGCAAUUUGCCGAAAGGCCAUAUAUAUGGUUUUUGCCGAAUGGUUUUGAUAUUCGGAAGGCUGCAGAUGCGUGUUCAUUAUUUCAAUACAUCUUCACACUUUCUGUUCUAAACUCCGAGAAAGUGCUUUCUUUUCAUGGCACUCAUAAUAUGGCCUCGUUCAUGAAAUAUCCACGGCGUAAUCGGUUAAGGACUGAUAUUUGCACUGCGACAAUGAGGCAUAUGUUACACGUUGGCAUUUCUGGAGGGAGGAGUCGUUUUGGGAAUGCUGAUGGUUUCAGUUUAAUCGAUAUUAAUGUUAUUUCAAGAUCGUUUUUGCGUUCACAGGUAAGACAUAUGGUACGCACCAUUGUCGAGCAUGCUUACGGACGUCUGCAGCGGGAACGUUUGAUAUGGCUCUUAAACAACCCAAAUCCUGAAAACUUCCAUCAUUUCGGGAUGGUAACAGCUCCACCCCAAGGAUUAUUCUUAGAAGAUGUUGUGUAUGACGAACGAAUGUUUAUUAAUCCUGUACCGUACCAUUAUCAUAACUGGGACGAUGCAAUGGAUGAAAUGCUUUUUGAUGAAGCGUUUUGA
Molecule: messenger RNA, 1017 nt
Organism: Cercopithifilaria johnstoni
Lineage: Eukaryota; Metazoa; Nematoda; Chromadorea; Rhabditida; Onchocercidae
Source: the annotation of a GenBank genome assembly